CACCGCUCAGAAAGGUCAGGGCCAAGAAAGUCGACCAAGCGAUGGCGUAUGCUAGACUCAACAACCUUCAGAGCCACCAGCAGCAUUACUUCUCUACCAUCGCUCUCGACAACCGCGGCUCGUCGAACGCCAUCAACGGCUUCAAUCCACCUGCGUCUUCGACCUUUCAACGGAAACCUAACCAUUACUCAUUCCCUCGUGAGCACGAUGUCGCCGGAAGGUGGCCUUUGCAUCUGGAUGCCCAGGCAAGAGUCUAUCGACUGGCAGCCUACCGUAGACUCUUGCGAUCGAGAGCUCAUUGCGAGACCGUCUUUGCCGAAUUUGAGAGGACUCUGCUGUCAGUCAUGCACGAUGCGAUAGACAUGAAUCUGCUCCGAAAUACAGCGGAUCUUCUCUACAAGUUUCCCACCGAGACUGCACAAGCUUCUGAUGUCAUCGACGGGAAGGUGGAGCACAUCGCGCUGCUCCUUGCUUGCGUCCGCCUAUGCUCCGACUCUCAUCCGUCAAAUGAUCGCGUCGAUCCUCGCGAAUCUCAAGAUCUCCUCUUCUUGGCAGAAGAAGCCGUCGAUGUGCACAAUGCUGGUCAAGUCAAAAGUUUGGCGGGUCUGCAAGCAGGUAUGCUUCUUCUGAUGAUUUACGAAAGCCAAAAACGCUAUCGUGACGGACAGUGGGACAGGCUUUGGGAAGGCUUGAUCGGCGCGUGUGUCGAAAUGCGUCUUCAUGACCUUGCCGGUCAUGCAAUGUCUCGCGAUGAUCCUCAAUUCACACACUUCACAUCGCGGCAAGAGGAAUUUGCGGUCAGAAUAUGGUGGUGGUUUGUCUGUCGCGACUGGUUAACGACGUGCUCACUGAACCAAGCUGGGUUCAAGACUCGUCUUCCCAGCGACAUCGAUCAGGACGCGCUCGACCACCCAAGGGUGCUCCAGCUUCCGGCAUCCUUACACUACACCCGGGUCGCGUACUCUCUCCGACUCAUCGACCUCGCCUUCCUCAACUAUGAAUGGGUUAGGGCACUCAAAGACGCUUCAACGCCCUCUUCCUCCGAUUUGCAGCCAGCAGCUAGACAACGACUGCUCCACCGAGUCCCUCCAAUUCUUCAGCAACUCCACCAGCUGUACUUUCGCCCCGACCUCUCCAUGCGAUUGAAGCAGGAGAACAAUCAUGACAACAAGUCCGCACUCAACGCGGCCGUGAUACUUCGCGACCGCUGGUUGCUCUGCCAUCAGGCUAUGAGUACUCUUGGCAGCAUGUACUUGUCCGAACGAGCAUCUUGGGGUGCUCAGGGGGAUUUGACAAGCGUUGCUGCCAGCCUCGUGUCUACUGCUCUCAACUUGGUGGAGAAUAAUGAGUCAGAGAUGGUCCGACACCUGCAAGGCGCGCCUAUCAACAUUGGACGCUGGCACCGAGUGCUCGAGGCAUGCUACGUCGUCUUGCAAGCUGUGCGCUUAGAGGGCAAGCUUUCGCGCAGCAGUACGACAGCUCCGCUGCACCGGGUAUGGUGCGAGAAGGUGUCGCGCGCUUUGAAGCCCCUCCAAGCCUCUCACCAAGGUGCCUGGGCUGCCGCUGCGAUCACGACUCGCAUUCUCAGUGGGGAGAGCUGGGAUGCGGCACUACAAUCCGCCAGUCGACAAGUUGGCCAUGGAAGUCAGUCCUCGCUGCGCUCGUUGCUUCAGCUUGGCGGCAGAGCUGGAUGUAUGGACACGCGCAAGCUUCUGGAGCAGCAGUGUGAUGUGACUGCUGGCUAUAUCGCUGCAGCGCCUCGCUUGAACACCGAUUCUGAUGCGCAUUCGCAGUCCACGGCUCCUCUUGCAAGCUCCGGGGGCGGCUCAAUUAGUGUAUCGUCCACUCAUGAGCUCGGAAGCCUUCACUACCAGCCUUUCUCACUCGCUCUAGGGUCUUCUACGAGACCAGCGCCAGCGACGAUGACCCUCAAUUCCACUUCUCUGGCACCCUCAUCGAAUUAUGCUAAUCGGGCGCCUUCUCUCUUUCUCGAACCAUCGGAGUGGUGGGGCUCCACUGAUCCGAGUGGUAGCAGCGGCGGAUCAUGCUCGAGCGACUAUCAGGCGUAUGGAGACAAUGCAGCCGAAAAUUGGGCAACGGUGCCGGUCGCUGGGCCGGCGGUCCCAUUCAACGAGCUGCAGAGGCGUAACGCCUCUUACUUACCUCACGUCAGCAUGCUGGAGCUGGAGAACGACUUCAUGCCUUUUCGAGGUUCUUAG
Ceraceosorus guamensis is the source of this 2219-nucleotide messenger RNA. RefSeq lists its product as hypothetical. Bases 42 to 2219 code for a protein of 725 amino acids. The transcript is spliced from 4 exons. The record is from RefSeq and is a predicted model, not a curated record. Lineage: Eukaryota; Fungi; Basidiomycota; Exobasidiomycetes; Ceraceosorales; Ceraceosoraceae.